Molecule: messenger RNA, 725 nt
Organism: Linepithema humile (Argentine ant)
Lineage: Eukaryota; Metazoa; Arthropoda; Insecta; Hymenoptera; Formicidae
Product: ankyrin repeat domain-containing protein 39
Biological process (GO): negative regulation of biosynthetic process
Molecular function (GO): protein binding
Source: RefSeq, a predicted model, not a curated record
AGGGUUUUAGUAUCAGGGCUUAAAGUUAUUUGCAGAUAUAAUAAACAAUGGCGCACUUUCACGACAAGGAUGUAUGCACUCAUCAUGAUGCAUGUUGCGAAAUGACCAGCCCUGCCUGCUGCCAGACUUUAGACGAAUUAGACUUUCAAAGAGGAAUUUGGGGUGCAGCAAUGGAUGGUGAUGUGGAACGCAUAAAGUUGCUAUUGUCCAAGGGUAUUUCUCCCGACGCGACGGAUUCUGCCGGCUACAAACCGCUGCAUUACGCUGCACGGAACGGACACUACCUGGUGUGUGAGAUACUGUUGCAACACGGUGCGGACGUGAACGCGACCACUCCUUCUAUCAGCGCAACAUCUCUGCACCGUGCGGCUAUACAGGGUCACGCCAACGUCGUCGGUUUGUUGCUAGAGAACGGCGCGAACGCAAAUCUCAGGGACGCUGAUGGCAAGACACCCCUACAUCGAGCGAUAACAGGUGUUAACGAUAGCACAGUGAAGACCUGCAAGUUGCUAGUACCGCAUACUGAUCUCACCAUUAAAGAUAACUCUGGAAAAACUGUGGAGGAAUGUUUCCAACAACAAAUCGUAGAUAAGUACGCAGAUAAAGUACAUCGUAAAGGACAAUUAAGGGGCAUCGAUUUCAAUGACCUUCAACAAAUAUUUACGGAAACACUUAAAGAAACAAGAAAAGAAGAUCAAGAAAGGAUAUUAAAAAAAAUUUUUUUG